This is a messenger RNA of Cucurbita moschata (crookneck pumpkin), 1970 nucleotides long. Its product is annotated as zinc transport protein ZntB-like. NCBI's taxonomy places the organism in Eukaryota, Viridiplantae, Streptophyta, Magnoliopsida, Cucurbitales, Cucurbitaceae. Gene Ontology annotation, molecular function: metal ion transmembrane transporter activity. The transcript has 10 exons. Gene Ontology annotation, biological process: metal ion transport; transmembrane transport. Bases 99 to 1679 code for a protein of 526 amino acids. Gene Ontology annotation, cellular component: membrane. The record is from RefSeq and is a predicted model, not a curated record.
CGACGAUUGAAGCCUUGCCGCUCACCAGCUCCUGCUUUACCUCCUAUAUUUACUGCUUUAGCUCGACGGAUCGCCUUUCUUUGCCGGAAUUUAAGGAAAUGGAUGUACACCAUAGCUCUCCUAGAAUUAGUGUGGAGAAACCAGAAGCCCACAAACCCUGUAACAAGGAUGCCGCACUUGGAGGUGAUCUUUGGACAGAUGGACUUAUUUGUGCUUUUGAAUAUAUUGGGAGACCAAAGAAAUCAAUUGAUUCAAAAUCCAGAUCCAAGAUGACAGACAGGCAACGAAUUAAUACUGAGUUUCCAACCACGCUGGUGCCUACAACUGAACCGAAUAAUGGCAAUGCCAAUACAUGCGAGAGGAAAAGAUUCUUCGAACCGACAUGUCCGGAGGAUCUGGAGAGCCAAUGUACCCAGUUUUGUGAAAGAGAAAGAGUUGAAAGAAAUAGCUGGUUACCUAUAGGAUGGGACAGAAUAUCAGAGCUGGUUCAAACGAUACAAGUAGAUGCUGAAUGGGCCACAAUGUCAUGUGAUUUUUUGGAUGAAGAAGAUGACCUUCCAGUUGCAGAUCUUGUAGCACCUUAUUGGAAGCGCCCAGCUGGACCUAUAUGGUGGUGCCAUGUCUCUGCAAGCCACCCUUCUGUUGAGGCGUGGCUCAGAACUGCUCACUGGUUGCAUCCUGCCAUUAGUUUGGCUUUAAGAGAUGAAAGUAGACUGAUAAGCGACCGCAUGAAGCAUCUUUUCUACGAGGUUCCAGUAAGGGUAGCUGGAGGACUGCUAUUUGAACUCUUAGGACAAUCUGCUGGUGAUCCAUUCAGUAACGAGGAUGACAUUCCCAUUGUACUUCGGUCAUGGCAAGCUCAGAACUUCCUGAUAACGUCAUUGCAUGUUAAAGGACCGAUAUCAAACAUAAACGUUUUAGGCAUCACAGAAGUUCAGGAGCUUCUGAUAGUAGGAGAUUAUAAUGCACCAAGAACAGUGCAUGAAGUUAUAGCACAUCUAGCUUGCCGUCUUACAAGAUGGGAUGAUAGGUUAUUUCGAAAAUCCAUAUUUGGAGCAGCAGAUGAGAUUGAAUUGAAAUUUAUGGACAGGAGAAACCAUGAAGAUAUGCAUCUUUUCAGUAUAAUCUUGAAUCAAGAAAUCAGAAAAUUAUCAAGACAGGUUAUCAGAGUAAAAUGGUCGCUGCAUGCGAGGGAGGAGAUUGUAUAUGAGCUUCUUCAACAUUUACGAGGGAAUGUGACAAAAGCCUUAUUGGAGCGCAUAAGUAAGAGUACUAGACAAAUGAUUGAAGAGCAAGAAGCAGCUCGUGAUCGUUUAUUCACCAUUCAAGAUGUCAUGCAGAGUAACGUUCGUGCAUGGUUACAGGAUAAAAGCCUCCGAAUAACUCAUAACUUGGCUGUUAUUGGUGGCUGUGGCCUUGUUCUUUCCAUUAUAACUGGGCUGUUUGGAAUCAACGUAGAUGGGAUCCCCGGAGCACGAGAUACACCAUAUGCAUUUGGAAUAUUUUCAGCUAUCCUAUUCUUCUUAGGGAUUGUACUGAUAGGAGGAGGCCUGGUUUACCUCGGCUUGAAGAAGCCCAUGGAAGAAGGUAAGGUUCAGGUCAGGAAGCUGGAACUGCAAGAGUUGGUUAAAAUGUUUCAACACGAGGCAGAAACUCAUGCUCAGAUGGCAACCCCGUAAAUGGUAGAGAUGGAGCUCUACUCGACUCGAUGACAGUGGUUGAUUGUCGAACAACUGCAACUUUCUGGCUAUUAGAGAUGCAUGCUCAAGGGCGCCAUUGUUUGCUUCUUUCUUGGCUAUAAAGAAGAGAGUACAGCAUAUGAAAGGUAUUGUUAAGUUAAAAGCAUAAACAUAUUAUUGGAAAGAUGUCAUUGUAUAUAUGUAUAAUAAGCAGAAAUGUUGUGUAGUACAUGUAAACAUAAAUAAUAACAUAUAAUCUCUCCCUUAAAAAAGUUUGGCACAGUUUCUAUA